AGCGUUUUGCUUCGAGUACUCCUGCUCUCGGUUUCAACCUAUCAGAGUUUGGAGGCGGUGUCUAUUUGCUUUGCUGGAACCGAUUUGCACAUGCCCUAUGUGGGGCCCUGGGUACUCCAGAGAAGGGGUAAAAGGACGGGAUUUUACAUUCUGAAUUUGUUUUAUUCAGAGGGACGGGGAGACCGACACCAUGUCAGGGACUGUCUUCAAUGCCAUGUCGAAACUGACCUCCUGGAGGCUGCGCCCAGUCCCCAGCCUGAGUCGCUGGUAUCGCACCCAGCGGGGUGUUUAUGGCCACAAACCUCAACGCAACGACACUGGAAUUACAUUAACAAGGGAGGGAAUCCCACCGCAAGUGGACCAUGGUCUGAUCCGGCUAGUGACAGCUUAUCGUGAACAUGGCCACAAAGCUGCUAAAAUCAACCCUCUGGAUCAAAAUGAGCAAGAAGUUAUUCCUGAAAUUCAGGUCCUAACCGAAUCACUGCAGGGUAAUGACCUGAUGUACACUAAAGAUUUGUGGAACUUUGGGAAGGAUGAAGCUACUCUGGAAGAGGUGUUGGCCUAUCUGGACAAAACCUACUGUGGACAUACAUCGAUUGAGAUCAGCCAGCUGGAGAACAUGGCAGAGAGGGAAUGGUUUGCUCAAAGAUUUGAACAAAUCAAGCAAGAAACUUUAACACAAGAAGAGAAAAGGCUUUUAGCAAAAUUGAUGCUGGAGUCUCAGGAAUUCGACCAUUUCUUGGCCACUAAGUUCUCCACUGUAAAACGCUAUGGUGGAGAGGGAGCAGAAAGUAUGAUGGGAUUCUUCAAUGAAUUAUUCCGAGUGGCAGCACUCAAUGGUGUGACAGAUGUUGUGCUGGGAAUGCCUCAUCGAGGACGCCUCAACCUCCUAACAGGAUUGCUGCAAUUUCCACCUGAGUUGAUGUUUCGUAAAAUGCGUGGAUUAAGCGAGUUUCCAGAAGGUUCUCCAGCCUGCGGCGAUGUCUUGUCACAUCUCUCGUCCUCUGUGGACCUGGACUUUGGUCUUGACCAGCCUCUGCAUGUCACAAUGCUACCCAACCCUUCACAUCUGGAGGCCAUCAACCCGGUUGCAGUCGGCAAAACUCGGGGCAGGCAACAGUCUCGGCAGGACGGGGAUUAUUCACCGAGUGGCUCUGCACAGCCUGGAGACAAAGCCAUUUGUGUACAGGUGCACGGUGAUGCUUCUUUCCCGGGGCAAGGGGUGGUUGCGGAAACCUUCACUCUGUCAAAGCUUCCCCACUACAGAGUCGGUGGAAGCAUACACCUGAUUGUCAAUAACCAGCUGGGCUACACGACUCCUGCGGAGAGAGGCAAAUCCUCACUCUACAGCAGUGAUGUUGGUAAGAUGGUUCAUUGUGCCAUGAUUCAUGUAAAUGGAGAUGAUGCAGAGGAAGUGAUUCGAGCCACACGGUUAGCUGUGGAGUAUCAGCGGUGUUUCCGGAAAGAUAUAAUUGUCGACCUCCUGUGCUACAGGCAAUGGGGUCACAACGAGUUGGACGAGCCAUCCUUCACAAACCCCACAAUGUACAAAAUCAUCAGAUCCCGUAAAAGUAUCCCUGAUCAGUACGCUGAGCAAUUAGUAGCAGAUGGCCUCUUAACAGAGCAGGAAGUUUCCAACAUUAAAACCUCUUACUAUUCGAAGUUAAAUGACCAUCUGACAAACAUGAUGUCCUUUUGCCCAGUUGCUCCAAACCUCCAGGGCCAUUGGAGUGGCUUGACGGAGCCUUCGUCCAGGAUCAGCACGUGGGACACUGGAAUGCCCAUCGACCUGCUGAAGUACGUGGGGGCCAAAUCUGUUGAAGUACCUGAGGAAAUCACCAUGCAUAAUCACCUGAUGAAGACUCAUGUGCAGUCCAGGUUGCAGAAACUGGAAGAGGGGAUGAAGUUGGACUGGUCUACAGCAGAAGCACUGGCUAUUGGAACUUUGCUUUGUCAAGGUUUUAAUGUGCGGCUAAGCGGACAAGAUGUCGGUCGUGGCACUUUCAGUCAUCGGCAUGCAAUGGUCGUUUGCCAGGAUACAGGUGACACGUGCAUUCCACUCAAUCACAUCAGCCCAGAACAAAAGGGAUUCUUUGAGGUGUGCAACAGUCCAUUGUCUGAAGAGGCUGUACUGGGCUUCGAGUAUGGCAUGAGCAUUGAAAGCCCAAAGAUCCUUCCAAUAUGGGAAGCCCAAUUUGGGGACUUCUUUAAUGGGGCCCAAAUUAUGUUUGACACCUUCAUCUCUGGAGGUGAGGCCAAGUGGCUAUUACAAAGUGCAGUGGUUAUCCUCUUACCCCACGGAUAUGAUGGUGCAGGCCCAGAACAUUCCUCCUGUCGUUUAGAACGUUUCCUGCAGCUGUGCGACAGCAAGGAAGAAGGCGUGGAUGGCGAUAAUGUAAAUAUGUCCGUUGUACACCCGACUACUCCAUCACAGUACUUUCACUUACUGCGCCGACAGAUGAUUCGGAACUUUCGGAAACCCCUCAUUGUGGCCUCUCCAAAAAUGCUCCUGCGUCUCCCUGCUGCAGUCUCUGGCCUGGAUGAGAUGGCACCUGGAACCACAUUUAAACCCGUCAUAGGAGAUUCAUCUGUGGAUCCAAGAAAUGUGACCCGGGUGGUGUUAUGUUCCGGCAAACACUAUUACACUCUGCUUAAGCACAGAGAGACGUUGGAAGCUGCAUCGAACACGGCACUGGUCAGGGUGGAGGAGCUCUGCCCCUUCCCACUGGAACACCUUCAGCUGCAGAUGGAGAGAUUCAAAAAUGCAAAAGACUUUAUAUGGAGUCAAGAAGAGCCACAGAACAUGGGCCCAUGGUUUUUUGUAUCCCCCAGAUUUGAAAAACAAUUAGGAUGCAAGCUGAAAUUGGUAAGUAGGCCAGCUCUUGCAGUACCUGCAGUUGGCAUUGGCACUCUGCACCAGGAACAAAAUCAAGACAUCCUCACCAGAACCUUCUCCUAAAAGGAUAUUGUUAAAAAUGUCUCCGCCCUGCUUGACUACUGAGAAGACCUGCAACUUAACUUAACUUCAAAACUAUUAUUACUUUGCCUAAUUUUUUGUAAGUGCUUUGAUUUUUAUCAACAAGAAUCAUGACAAUAUUCUCUUCCAUUGCGGUUAAAAUAAGAAUUAAGUACUACCUCAUUUGUAAAGAGUGAGGCAUGCAGAAUGAAUUGGACUGCUGAAAAUGUGUUCUUGACAUGUUCUGUAUCUAGUUUCAAAGCAAUUUUAUGUUUCUUAUCAAACUGAGUGGCUUCUGUACUCUAUUUCUGGAGCGUAGGGUGCUGUGUUCCUCUGUUUUUCGGCCUGCAGUUCUGCAAGAGUGGUGCUGAUCUGCUACUGAACAGCCAGAAACAAGGUGCAGAAUAUUCCACACACUUUGUGGAAAUUCUUCAUGUAUUGUGUAGAUUGACCUGUCACAGGUCAACAUCCUUUUGUUUGGUAGGGAAGGUACAAUAGUUAUUUUGUAAAAUGGUGAGAGACUCAAAGGGGAAGCAAAGUACAAUGGUGCAAUGCAACAUGAACGCAUUACAAAGUGCCAACUGCAGCUCGAGGCAGGUUCUUGAGCUUUCAGACUGCUGAGUCCUUUACUCCAAUGGCCAAUUGCAAGUCAUUCAGUUUUCUUGGGCAUGGAUGAAAAAUAUCACCUACACUUGAUGCUCUCCUCACUCCUGCAUUAUUAUCUUUGCUCUUCCUCACAGACCUGCCUUCACAGCACGGUUACUGUGCAGGCAAAGGCCAUUUCACCUCACAAUCCAGCUUGCCCCACUGCACCACCCUCUCCCCUUCAAAUGUUAUCCUUUUGCCGCUCCUCUUUCAAUGCUACAAUUGAACCUGCCUUCACUGGUAGUUUACCUCCAGACACAAAUCACUUACUGUGCAAAAGAAAAGUAAGUUACUUCACUUUUAGUUCUUUGGCCAAUCACCUUCAUUCUACGUUCCCGAGUCCUAGCUCCCUCUGCCCAUUGGAAACAUUCUCUCUGUCUCUUCUGCCUAUAACCUUCAUACAGUCAUACAGCACAGAAACAGACCUUUCGGCCCAACUGGUCCAUGCCAGCCAAGAUGCCCAUCUAAGCUAAUCCCAUUUGCCCGUGUUUAGCCCACAUCCCGCUAAGCCUUUCCUAUCCGUGUACCUGGCCAAAUGUCUUUUAAAUGUUGUUAAUGUACCUGCCUCAACCACUUCCCCUGACAGCUCAUUCCACAUACUGACCACUCUCUGGAUGGAAAAAAUUGCCCCUCAAGUUUCUAUUUAAUCUCUCCCUUCUCACUUUAAACCUAUGCCCUCUAGUUCUUGAUUCCCCAACCCUGGGAAAAAGACAGUAUUCACCCUGUCUAUGCCCCUCAUGAUUUUAUACACCUCCUGUAAGAUCCCUCAUUCUCCUACACUCCAAUGAAAAAAGUCUCAACCUCUCUCCAUAACUCAGACUCUCGAGUCCUGGUAUCAUCCUCGUAAAUCCCUCCUGCAUUCUGAUUUAAAGAAAAACACACCUAUACCAGAUCUCCUUGCAACUUCCUCGGUUUCAAGGGAACACAAGCCACAAACUCUCCAAUCUAUCCACAUGUCCAUGGUCCUUCAUUUUUUGGAACCAAACUGGUAAGUCUUUUUGGCACCCUCUUCGAAGAACUUACAUCUUCCCUGAAGUGUGGUGCCCAGUGCCAGACGUGGUGUUCCAGUUGUCUAAUAGUCAUACAGCAUGAAAACAGGCACUUUGGCCCAACUUGCCCAUGCUGACCAUGGUGCCCACCAAGCUGGUCCCAUUUGCCCACAUAGGGCCCAUGUCCCUCCCAACCUUUCCUAUCCAUGUACAUAUCCAGAUGUAUUUUAAAUGUGGUUAUUGAACCUGCCUCAACCACUUUGGCAGCUCGUUCCCUUCUCUGCCCUUCAGUUCCCUUUUAAAUCUCUCACCUUAAACAUGUGCCCUCUAGUUUUUAGUUUCCCUUCCCUGGGAAAAAGACUGUGCGCUCACUCUACCUAUGCCCCUCAUUUUAUACGUCUCUAUAAGGCCACCCCUCAGUCUCCUACCUUCCAGAAAAAUAAAGACCCAGCCUGCCCAACCUCUCCCUAUAACUCAGGCCCUCGGGUCCUGGCAGCAUCCUCGUAAAUCUUCUCUGCACUCUUUCCAGUUUAAUCAUGUCUUUCCUACAAUAAUUGGCUGAACAAUAGUUUUAUAAAGGUUUAUCAUGACCCCUUUACUCUUGUACUCUGUCUCUAUUUAUAAAAUCCAGGAGCCCAUGUGCUUUUUUUUAAACAACUUUCAUUCCAUCCUACUUUCAACAAGCCAUGCACCCCCACCCCCAGAGCUCUUUGUUCCCCUAAUUCUUUUAGAAUGGCUUUGGUCUCAGUGUCACUUCCCUCAUGUACGCAGACGCCACCAGGCCAACUCCACUCUGGCCUCUUUCAACAACCCCAAACCCUGAUUCUGUGAACCAACUACUUGUCCAACAUACAGUGCUGGAUGAGCAUAGAUAUUGAGAAGAUCAAAGCCCUUUCUUUGCUCCUCACCACAGACUGUAUUUUGUGGUCACUCUCUGCCCCUUCCCCAGUACUUGUCUGAGGCCAAACCAGCCUGCUUACAACCGUGAUGACAUAUUUCAUGCUGUGAUGUAUCUCAAACCACAUAACUGGAUGAUUAACAAGCUCACAUUUCUGCCACUGUAGCCAGCUUCUGCUAACCUUUCCUAGAUGAUCUUGUUAGCUAUAACAACCACUGUACCCCUCACCCUACCUUCUAUAAACCUGAGGGACCCAAAACUCUGAGUCCCAACUCGUAACAAGUCCCAUUUCACCAAUCACUCUUGAGCACACAGCUAUUAUCUCCCGAUCAACCAAAAACAUGGUUUUUCCUAGAAUGUAAAUUUUUCAUUACUGUUCUCAGAGUCUCGACUCGCUACCCACCAUCUCUAAUCUCUUCCAACUCAGAGUCACAAAGUUUACAGUCAAAGUCGAGUUUAUUGUCAGAUGCACAAGUCCAUGUGUGCACAGGUGCAAUGAAAAACUUACAAUGCAGCAGCAUCACAGGCACAGAGCAUCAGAUAAGCAGCAUUCACAAAUAAAACAUAAAUUAUACACACAAUUUUUUAACAAGAAAGAACACAAUUAGAACCCAAAACAAAACAAAGUUCAUUUUAGUGCAAACUGAUCAAAGUGGUCAUAGUGUUGCUAAACUGUAGUGAUUAGAGUUUUGCCGGUUGGUUCAAGAAUUGAAUGGCUGGAGGGAAGUAGUUGUUCUUGAAGCGAAGGAGGCCAUUUGCUGGCCAAAAAAAUGGCCUUUGGGUUAAUGCCUCUUCCAUGCUCUUGGUGCUGCAUGUAUUUGCUCUUCACUACAAACCUCUCAGCUGUCUGCACUCCUUCACUUCUGGCCUCUGAAGUGACCCAGAGUAUCAGCCAGUUGUACCAUUUUCACUCUGUAUAAUCGGGGGAGGAAUACAAACACCAGGCAUUGACCUAAGCAACAGAUUUGAACAAGGCAAAGUCACCCCCACCCCUUCCCUCGUCAACCUUGCAACAUUCUCAUAGCCAGCUGUAGACUGGUACCUGAAUUGGGAGAGCUGUUUCGUCCCUUGGAACUUCUGCCCCUCAAAAGACAUUAUAGAGACAGAUGGUCUUUUACAGUCAUUCGGUAGUUUUCAUCAUUAGAUGAAUUGAUUUUAUCCCUAAUUUAUGACUUGAAUUUAAACUCCAGCUUGGUAGAAUUUAAACUGGGUCUCUGGUUUACUGUGGAGACACAAGAGACUGCCGUACUCACAGAAUCAGACCCUACAAUGUGACAGCCUCCUAUCACCACCCCUGGGUAAGUCCUGUCACACUAAAGACAGACCCACCAUAGGUGGGAGGGCCACAGUGGUGUACGGGUGAGUGUGGCCUUGGGAGUCCUCAACGUCAAAUCCAGACCUCGGGAAGUCUCACAUCAGGUUCAAAUGUGAACACCAUUUGUACGGUGAGCAUGCGGGGGGAAUCUUCAAUAUUUGUCACCGUGAACAGCAUGAUAACCACUGACUGAGCUGGCUGAGUUCCUGAAGGCUGGAGCUGCCUGACUGGGUCUGUGGCAGAAGGCAAGUGAACCAACACAAGGGAUUCAACCUACUUAAUCUCAUUGUCACAAAUCUACCUGUGGCUGAAUCUGCUGUCUGUGAUUGCAUCGGCCAAAGUGACCAGAACAAAAUCUCUGUGUCCAUCAUGCAAGAGUUAUUUCCUCACACCUGUGAGGCAAUGAAAACAGUACCAUCUUUUACUGUGUCCUCAUUCAGAUAACUUAAACUAUUUAUAUACGUAUCCUGAAUAAAAAAGUAC
Messenger RNA from Pristis pectinata (smalltooth sawfish), 7286 nucleotides. It is a transcript of the gene dhtkd1, whose product is annotated as dehydrogenase E1 and transketolase domain containing 1. Lineage: Eukaryota; Metazoa; Chordata; Chondrichthyes; Rhinopristiformes; Pristidae. The transcript is spliced from 17 exons. The record is from RefSeq and is a predicted model, not a curated record. Gene Ontology annotation, molecular function: oxoglutarate dehydrogenase (succinyl-transferring) activity; thiamine pyrophosphate binding. The coding region runs from base 191 to 2959 and encodes 922 amino acids. Gene Ontology annotation, biological process: tricarboxylic acid cycle.